AUGGUAGGACACCCCAACACAUCCAGGCACCCCACAGCCGGUCACCCCACCAUAGUAGGACAUCCCACUAUGGCCGAGCACCCCAAAAUCAGUUUCCCCACCACAGUAGGACAUCCCCCCAAGCCCAAGCACCCCACAACCAGUUUCCCUACCACAGUAGGACAUCCCACCAUGCUCAGGCACCCCACAACCAGUUCCCCACCACAGUGGGACAUCCCACCAUGACCAGACACCCCACAACUGGGCACCCCACCACAGCAGGACAUCCCACCAUGGCCGGGCACCCCCCAACCCCACCAUGGCAGGACAUCCCACCACAGCCACACAGCUGCUCACCCCAUCACAGCAGGACAUCCCACCGUGCCCCAAAAACUCCCCAGCCAGUCACCCCACCAUGCCAAGACACCCCACCAUGGCCAGACACCCCACAACUGGGCACCCCACCACACCAGGACAUCCUACCGUGCCCCAGAAUCUCUCCAGCCAGUCGUGUCACCGUGGCAGGACACCCCAACAUAUCCAGGCACCCCAUAGCCAGUCACCCCACCACAGCAGGACAUCCCACCACAGCCACACAGCCGCUCACCCCACCACAGUAGGACAUCCCAUCACGCCCCAAAAACUCCCCAGCCAGUCACCCCACCAUGGCAGGACAUCCCACCAUGUCCAGGCACCCCACAAACAGUCACCCCCCCAUAGUAAGACAACCCAAUACAUUCAGGCACCCCACAACUGGGCACCCUACCACAGGAGGACAUCCCACUAUGCUCAGGCACCCCACGACCAGUUUCCCCACCAGAGUAGGACAUCCCACCAUGGCCAGGCACCCCACAGACAGUCACCUCACCAGAGUAGGGCACCCCAACACGUCCAGGCACCCCACAACUGGGCACCCCAACCACAGCAGGACAUCCCACCAUGGCCGGGCACCCCCCAACCCCACCGUGGCAGGACAUCCCACCACAGCCACACAGCCGCUCACCCCGUCACAGCAGGACAUCCCACUGUGCCCCAAAAACUCCCCAGCCAGUCACCCCACCAUGGUAGGACACCCCAAUACAUCCAGGCACCCCACAAGCAGUCGCCCCACCAUGGUAAGACACCCCAAUACAUUCAGGCACCCCACAACUGGGCACCCUACCACAGCAGGACAUCCCACCACGUCCAGGCACCCCACAACUGGGCAACCCCACCACAGGAGGACAUCCCACCACAGCCACACAGUCGGUCACCCCACCACAGUAGGACAUCCCACCACAGCCAGGCACCCCAUAACCAGUUCCCCACCACAGUAGGACAUCCCCCCAAGCCCAAGUACCCCACAACCAGUUCCCCACCACAGUAGGACAUCCCACCAUGCUCAGGCACCCCACAACCAGUUCCCCACCACAGCAGGACAUCCCACCAUGACCAGACACCCCACAACUGGGCACCCCACCACGGUAGGACACCCCACAACAUCCAGGCACCCCACAACCAGUUUCCCCUUCAGCAUAGGACAUCCCAUCAUGGCCAGGCACCACACAGCCAGUCACCCCACCAGGGUAGGGCACCCCAACACAUCCAGGCACCCUACAACUGGGCACCCCACCACAGUAGGACAUCCCACCAUGCUCAGGCACCCCACAACCAGUUUCCCCACCACAGCAGGACAUCCCACCAUGACCAGACACCCCACAACUGGGCACCCCACCAUUGUAGGACACCCCAACACAUCCAGGCACCCCACAGCCAGUCACCCCACCAGGACAGGACACCCCACCAUGGCCAGGCACCCCAGAGGCAGUCACUCCACCGUGGUAGGACACCCCAACACAUCCAGGUACCCCACAGCCAGUCACCCCACCACAGUAGGACAUCCCACCAUGACCAGACACCCCACAACUGGGCACCCCACCAUUGUAGGACACCCCAAGACAUCCAGGCACCCCACAACCAGUUGCCCCACCCCAGUUUCUCACCCCCCCGGUCCCCCCCCGAGCCGAUACUCACUGUCCCCCUCCACCUUCUCGGGCGUGCGGCUCCAGAUGAUCUGCCGCGUCUCCAGCUUCACCUGGAAGGUCCUUCUCUCCGGCCUCUGGGACUUCUUCUGGUAGAACAAGGUGAGGACGGUGCCCAUCUCCAGGCAGCGCAGGAUCCUGCCCAUGUCUCCCGCCUCCAUCCUGCCGUCCUCCAGGAAUCCAUUGACGCUGCCGAGCCUGGCCAUGGACAUCUUCAGCGCUGGGCCAUCGCCGGGAACGCGGGUGGCUCAUGCAGGAGGGGACGGAUCCGAAGGGCCGAGACCUCCCCGGGGAUUUUGGGAUUUGCCCUGGGUUUUUCCUCUAAGGACGGCGGCCGGGAUUGGAGAUGGCCAGGAGGAGGAGGAGGAGGAGGAGGAGGAAAAGGCUGGGCUGGAGGCACCGUGACCUUCUCGCCAAGGCUGGCUCUGGAUCCGGUGUUGGCAUCCAGCGGUGGCGGCGGUGGGAAGAGAUGGGCAGCGCCGGGAUGGCCUCGCGCUGGAACGUCGGGAGCGUCGGGAGGGCGGAAAAGCAUCCGCUGGAUGGUGGUGGCGGUGGGAGAACCUCCGUGGGAAAACCCAGCCCCCCCAAAAAAACCCAACCCUCCCCCUCCCCAAAAAUAAACCCCUCAACCCUUAAAAAAAAAAAAACUCCCACCUCCAAAAAACCCCGAUCCCUAAAAAACCCCCAUCCCCCCCAAAAAAGCCAAAUCACCCCCCCAAAAAAAAGACAAAUCGCCCCCCCCCAAAAAAAAAAGCCGAAUCACCCCAAAAAGUGCGGGGCCGGGAAAAGGGGGUGGGAAAGGGGUUGUCGAGGGGAGGUGGGGCGGCUUUGGGAGCAGCGGGAUGGGCGCUUGGGAUGCGGGGUUGGGAAGGAGGUGCCGGGGGUGGUGGUGGUUGGGGGGGGGGGGGGGUUGUCCCACCGUCCUCCCGCCGCCGCCGCCCCCCUUUUUCCCUGGCGGCUCCCUAAUUUCGGGCGGAUGAAAUGGAGGCCCGGAGGAAACGGCAAUCACACAUGGCCGGAAAGAGCUCAGAAAGGAAUUUCGAAAAAAAAAAAAAAAAAAAAAAAGCAGGAUCUUGGAGAAAGGCAAACCCCGAGCGAGAGAGGAGAGGGAAAAAAAGGCGGCCGAGGGUGACAUCUAGAGGAAUUCCGCGUGGGAACAGGAUUUGGGGGGGAUCCAACACCCCCAUCCAACCCCCGGGAUGGGGCUGCCUGCGUGGAAAAGCGGUUGGGUUUGGGGUUUUUUUGGGGGAUUAAAGGGUUAAAGGAAAGCGGCUGGAAAGCGGGAUAACUCCUGGUUGUCCUCGCUGUGCCGCCGGUCUGGGAAUGAAGCGCCGGGAAGAAGCCGGAGCGGAGUCACCGCUGUCAUGAGUUUGUCCCGCCUCAGCUGGGGCGGGGUAGGGGGAGAAAAGGGUUGGGAAGCGCCGUGGGGAGAAAAAAACACUUGGAGAGAGAGAGA
Molecule: messenger RNA, 3456 nt
Organism: Pseudopipra pipra
Lineage: Eukaryota; Metazoa; Chordata; Aves; Passeriformes; Pipridae
Gene: CATSPER1
Product: cation channel sperm associated 1
Exons: 1
Coding region: 299-1345 (348 amino acids)
Source: RefSeq, a predicted model, not a curated record